Messenger RNA from Rhopalosiphum maidis (corn leaf aphid), 2248 nucleotides. Its product is annotated as protein decapentaplegic-like. The record is from RefSeq and is a predicted model, not a curated record. NCBI's taxonomy places the organism in Eukaryota, Metazoa, Arthropoda, Insecta, Hemiptera, Aphididae. Gene Ontology annotation, biological process: BMP signaling pathway; SMAD protein signal transduction. Gene Ontology annotation, cellular component: extracellular region. Gene Ontology annotation, molecular function: cytokine activity; growth factor activity. Bases 613 to 1800 code for a protein of 395 amino acids. The transcript has 3 exons.
GUACCGGCAACCGCAUCAGCGUUCGUCAUCAGUUCACGGGCCACUCUCGAACCGCGCGGUACUGUUUUCACUCUCGCCGCAGUCUCUUGCUGUGCGUCGGGCGCCACAUGACGAAGGAAACACGUUCGCAGACGGGGUUCAUGCUGUUAUAAUAAUAUUAUUAUAUAUUAAUAAUAAUAGCGCGUUCGUUCGUAUUACGAUUUUAUUAAAAAAAAAAAUUUUUCGGAUGUUCGAAAGUUCCGUUUCGCCGUCACGUCGACAAUUUAACAAUAAUAAUAUUAAUAGUAAUAGUUAUUAUCAUGACGUCUUGUUCGUUUCGACCACGGAAUAUGUCUUACGCGAUUACCUGCUCCGUUCAUUAAUUAUAUACAUUAUUUUAUUACAGUAUUAUAUUGUUCGGUCAUCGAAUACAGCAAAAAUAACUUUUGAAAUCGGUUUUCGUUUUAUUAAUAUUGUUUAAAAAAAAAAAAAAAAUUUGCGAUUGUUUUCGUGGCGUGUUGCUUAUCCGCGCCGUACCGAGAUUGUUGAUAUUUAGUACAACGAACGAAUACGCCGGCCAUAUUUGUCGGCAUGAAAACCGACAAAGACCGUGUCACAGGUGCUUGAUCGACAAUGAUAAGCGGUGUGCUGUUGAUGGUGGCUGUGAUAUCAGGCAUAGUGUGCGGCGAAACGCCGAGACCGUCGGGCGCUAGAGCCGCGUUCAAGGACGCUGGCCAGGCGGAAAGGCACUUGCUGGCCGCGCUGGGCAUGAAGCGCCGACCGGUGGUGGACAAGUCCAAAGUGGAGAUACCGGCCGCCAUGCUGGAGCUUUAUAGGAUGCAAAUGUCGUACGAAUUCGACACCACGGCCUUGCCGUUGCCGGGGCACCAUGUCAAGUCCGCGAACACCGCCCGAACGUACUUGCAUAGAGAGACCGAACCAAAAAAACCAAAGUGCCGCAAAUACAGGCUACAGUUCGCAGUUGACCCGUUGCCUGACGGUGAAUGGCUGACUGCGGCCGAGUUGAGGCUGACACCGACGCGGCAUCGGCCGGCCGGACAUCCAGGCCGCGUUCAAGUACUCGUGCACGAUAUCGUUCAACCGGGUGUCCGGGGCGUGUCGAAGCCAGUUCUCCGGUUGCUCGACUCGCAGUACGUAGACCUGCCGGACGCGGCAACAACGGGACAGGACGAAGAAGCGUCGGUCACGCUGGACGUGACGCCCGCGCUAGAGCGGUGGUCGCAGCACGGCGGCCGGUGGAUGGCCGGCAAUCACGGGCUACUCAUUGAGACGCUCACCGACGGUGGCGCCAACGUCCGGGCCCCGAUACCUGAAACGUUCGAGUUGCGAGCCGCCGACAGGCCUGCACUGCUCGUGUACUCGGACGACGGCAAGAAUAGCCGUCCCGUCGGCCCGCCGCGGCGGAAACGCUCGUCGGGUGCCAACCAACAGCAACAGGGCCGGGGUAACAGCGGAAAGCGGCGGAAGGAUGGCGGCAGUGGCCGGGACAUCUGCCAGAGGCACCCGCUGUACGUGGAUUUCACGGACGUCGGCUGGGACGAUUGGAUCGUCGCGCCGCCCGGCUACGACGCUUACUACUGCCACGGCGACUGUCCAUUUCCAGUGGCCGAACACCUUAACUCCACCAACCACGCCAUUGUCCAGACGUUGGUCAACUCCAUGAACCCCACCGCCGUGCCCAAAGCGUGUUGUGUGCCUACUCAGUUGGCGUCCAUAUCUAUGCUAUACCUGGACGAGGAUAACAAAGUGGUGCUCAAAAACUACCAGGACAUGCAAGUGCUCGGGUGCGGGUGCAGGUAGGCCUAGGCCUAAACCCAUCACACCCGCCCACAAACACACACACACACACACACACACACACACACACUUACUCACCCACAAACACAUAGCGUCGCCCAAAGAUAUUAUUAUUAAUAGUUAUUAGUUAUUAUUAUUAUUAUUAUUAUUAUUAUUAUUAAUAUAUUUACGUAUAUAUUAUUAUUAUUAUUAUUAUUAUUUUACUAUUAUGCGUUUAUCGAAUGAGGUGGUUUACCCAUUUUUUCGCGAAUUUUGUUUUUAAUAAAAAUGGUUUCUAUCGUUUAACGCGGUAGGUAGGUACACAUUUUAUCCACUUGACUAUCCGUUCCCUUGAUGAAACAUUACACAGACAAAUCGAAUAACCACUAAUACUACAGAUGACGGGUUCAUAUUAGACUAACGAUCUUUAUAAUAUUAUUGUGUGUUUUACGUAAAAAAAAAAACACAUCGA